Cydia strobilella is the source of this 5419-nucleotide messenger RNA. RefSeq lists its product as uncharacterized. Gene Ontology annotation, biological process: phosphatidylinositol dephosphorylation. The transcript has 12 exons. Bases 254 to 2512 code for a protein of 752 amino acids. The record is from RefSeq and is a predicted model, not a curated record. Lineage: Eukaryota; Metazoa; Arthropoda; Insecta; Lepidoptera; Tortricidae. Gene Ontology annotation, molecular function: inositol-polyphosphate 5-phosphatase activity.
UUCAUUUCGUUCCAUUCAUUCGUUUACAAAUGUCAGUAUAGGCUAGGCGAUUUUGCAAUAUUGUGAAGAAAAACGUUGUUUACGACUGAAAAUAACAAAUGUAACCAUUAAAAUGUUAUCAGUUGUGUACGGAGUUAGGGCGUGUGCGCGCCAAAAUACUGUGGCACCGAAAUAACGCCGUUUGAAAGUGAAAAGGGCGUUUUACCUCCUCCUUUGAGGGAAAUCUUAUUCGCCCAAAUUCUCUUUCGGGAUCAUGUUAAAGUUUAAAAAGAUGGGAUCGGAUAAAGUGCCGCUUUUGCUGGUGACCGCCAACGUGGGAUCUAUCUUCGAGGACCCAUCCGUGAUGCUCCCAAUAUGGACCUCCGAGUUCCUCCAAGCUGUGUCCCGCAUGGACCCGAAGUUCAUAGCCCUCCACCUCCAGGAGGUCGGUGGCAAGGCCUACGAGAAGUCCAUGCAGUACGUCAAGGACUUCGUGCAGAGGCUGUGCGACUGUCCGGAGUUGCGGCUGUAUGACAAGAUCAGGAUAUUCCUUGAUGAGGAUUUUAGCGCCCCGGAGAAAUUUACGGCACUCGGUAACAUGUACUUCGCGCACUCGUCUCUCACCGACCUGAAGAUCUGGGACUUCGAACAGAAAGCCUACGUGGAGGCGACUGGCAAAGAGGUUCACAGCGGUAACAUCGAGAAGGUCACCACUAAGGAGAAGACCAAGUUCCCGCAGCAUUUUUUUCCUGAGUGUAAGUGGUCCCGUAAAGGCUUUCUUCGCACACGGUGGUUGAUUCGCGGCACUGCAGUGGAGUUCGUGAACAUACAUCUUUUCCACGACGCUUCAAAUCUGCUUGCACUGCAGCCCUUUCCAUCGGUAUACUGCCGCAGCCGCCGCCGCGCGCUCCGCCACACGCUGGGCCACAUCCACUCCGACGUCAACGCGGCGCCAUAUUUCAUAUUCGGCGACUUCAACUUUCGCACCGACACCGGUGGCGUCGUCAAGAAAGUGACAGAAGAGCUUACGGCGAGCAGACUUCAGAAUGGCAACGCCACCGAGUCUUCGAAACUCCAGUAUCGAGGGCCAGAUGGCAGAAUAGUCCUCACAGUAGGCAAGAAGGAGUUUGCUCAUCAGGACCAUCAGAAGAUCUUUCGAGAGCCCUGGUUGCAACGUUUCGAUCGCGAGCUAGAAGCACUGCGGCCGCACUUGUAUGAGUUUCCCGUCAAAUUCCCACCGACCUAUCCUUUUGAAGAGGACGUACAGUUGCCGACGCAUUACAUGAAGACUAGAUGUCCGUCAUGGUGUGACCGUAUACUGCUGUCGCAGUCGGCGCGGCUGCUCGUGCAGCACGACCCGGCCCGACCGGACACCCGACAUCUCCACACGUCGAGGAAGUCGGUAGCGGACUCUACGGACAGCAGCGGCCGCGUGUCGUCGUCCGACUCGUCGCCGGCGCGCUCCGGCUCGCCGGCGCCGGCACGGACCCACCAGUCAAGCCCCGGCAAGACGUUGGAAAAGAAAUCAUCAGUGGCCGAUCUGGACGCUUUGUCUGUGCCCGGUAUCGGCGUCGCCAGGAAGAGUAUUGCCGACCCCACUAGCGUGCAGCACGCUAUUAACUCCAGGGUAUCAGACGGGGAAGGUUCCCCGGCGCGUCGCAAGCUCGUCCGGAACCAGAGCGAGGGCUCGCCCAAGCCCAGCGACGUGUCCAGCGAGCUGCGGCGCCUCGUCGACCAGCCGGCGCGGCGCCGGACCGAGUACGGGGCCAUCGGGGACACCGCUUGCAUGGGAGACCAUAAGCCGAUCUACCUGCGCGUGAUGCUGCAAAGUGACCGAGGUACCUUAGCGUGCUGCGACCCCAAGUUUCCCUGUCCACUUUGCCCCCGUUUCCCCUCAACCCUCUCCUUACUACGACCCCGUCUCACCAGGCUAGCUACAGAUCCAGAUUUGUACUAUAGUAAAAAAAAAAUAGACACGACUACCACUAACUUAGAAGAUAUACCUGACGACUUGAAACGAACUAGAACUGGCUCCUUAGAAAUCCUAAGGAUACCUGAUGUCGAAAUCACAAGUGCUGACUACAGCUCUUAUGAUGGCAUUUUCGUAAACGAUGUCGAUAAUACUUUACUGACCGUAAGACAAUGCAUAGACCCAUAUACUCCAGAAAGUAUAGAUUCGCAUACACCUAAUAUAGAAGCGGCAUCUUCAGGGUCUGAAGACAUGUCUAACGAAAUCUCUGACGUUUUAGGUGAUGUCAAAAUCGAUAUACCUUACGAUAUACCUUAUAAUAAACUAACUAGAGAUAGAAGUGUAUCUCCAACGCAGCUAAAAAGUCGUCUAGAUAGACUUUUAAAUGAUGGGAAGUUAGCCAAAGUACCAGAGCUCCAGAGGCUUAAUAGUAGGGAUUCGUGCAAGUCGGUUGACAGUAAGAAAGGAGGGUUGUGUUGUUUAGCGUUGAAAUGUUACGGGUUUUGUAGGAAACGGGCGCGCAAAGUUGACUGUAAAUGUAGUGGAUUGUGUUGCACUUCCUAGCUUUUAUGCAGCACAGACAACUAAAAUACAUAAUUGAAUCUAAAGGCCGGAAAAUACCGGCUGCACGUGCGCUUAAAUGUUGGAACCGUUCACGCACACGUCACCACCCAAGCGGUGUGCCGUCUCUCAUAAGGUUCCGUAUAUUACAACGCACGCAUUCGGUGUGCACAGGCCUGCGAGUUGCAUACGUAGGUUAUACUGAAAUCGCGAAAAAGGAACCAUUUCGUGCGUUUUUUUUCUACAAAAUUUAGUGUAUCGCCAGCUUUCUUUCAAUGUUCCAGUAAUGGUCCCAUAGUGAAAGUUGUGCUGCACAGAAUCUACUCGUAGAUAUUCAUCUGCACAAUAUGGCCAAAAGUAAAAUUUAGUAGUACUAGGCGCUUAAUGGCAUCGUGAUGACUGACUAUAGAAUUCAUUUUUGAUUGUAGUUACAGUAGUUACCUAAAAUUUACAGAAUUAUUAAGUAGUAAUAGUUUCUACUAUAGGUUGCAAAUAAUCACUAUAGAAGGUACUUUUAGUUGUCUGUGCUUUUAAAUAUUUAAUUGUUAAGCAAUAUUAUAUUUUAAAGCUUCAGUAAGAAUGUAACAAUUGUACGACUGCUUUGAAAAUAGAGCUGUAUUUGUAGUUUGCUUGACAAUGUCUAUCUUGUCAUGGCAUUAAUUUGAAUACAUUUUCGUUAAUGUCUGCUAAGAUUGUCAUCUAAUCUAACUGUUAAAGUUACCUUUUUUGAACUGACCCUUAUUUCAUCAACUUGACAAUUGUCAUUGUCACAAAUAAUUGACAAUGACAAUCAUUGUAUACACCUAUGUCAAUGUCAGAUGACAAAUCUAUAGUUGGCAAAACAAGGGUCUCAUUUGUGCUUGUUUCUGACAAGAACUAAUCAAAUUGAAUGAUCGUUUUGGUGUUGACUGCACUUAACAGUGUUUUAAAUAUUUUUUCUUUCGACUUUUUAAUACAGUAAGUUGUUUGCUUGCAAUUGACCAAUAAUAAUGAAUUGUUCGAUUUAUUUUCUACUUAUCUUUAAAAAAAUAUCCAAAUCAAAAAUAUUUAAUUUUGAACUUUUGAGGAAAACUUGGUUCAUAUCAUUGAUGGGAUGAUUUUUUUAGUACUUUUAAAUAUAUGACGAUAUUUUUGAUUAAAUGGACACUACAUUAUACUUUCACUCCUAAUCGGAGAUAUGUCUAAUAGUCAUACUUAAUCAUGAAAAUUAGAUUUUAUAUAAUUACCCUUAAAAAGUCUCCAAAUCACAAAAUGUGUUGAGAAUAUGAACUGUUAUAAUAAAGUAGGUUAAGGAUGCCGUAUACAGAUAUUUGGUUAAGUCCUUCUAUAAAUGUUAUAUUUUAAGCAUCAACCGUAUACGGUUGUUAUGACCAAAUAAAUGGUAUUUCUACCAUUACAUUGACAUUUAAAAACGUUUUAUAAUAGCUAUUGAAUUAUUAGUUUAUAUGGCCUUUUAUGAACGUUAUCUUUUUUAUUAUUUAAGAGAUGGCUAAUGGUAAACAAAUAUUUAAAAUAUACAUGUGUGGUUUAAACCGCAUGCACUGCAUGUAGUAAAUAUUUAAUAUUUUAAUUUGUAUAGUCAUGUAUUCAGUUUCCAAAUAUCUGAGAGUAGAAAAUUGGUAGUUAAAGAAUUAGUUUGCCGUCAAAACUGCAAAUAUUAGUCUUUAUUGCAUUAUAAUAGCUCAUAAUACCUAUUUUACUUGACAAUUGUCAUCUGACAAUCACAGUUCGUCGUACAGUCAACUAACGACAGUAGUUAAGACUGGCGAACUUCUAUUUUCACGGCUCGAUUUUUUCUUUGUAAUAACAAACCUUACUCUCUGAUAUUAUUUAUAAGAUCUUGUAUAACGAGGUGGUUAAAUAGGUUUCAAUGCAGUUAACUAGUCGGGCACAGUUGACACUAACUGUUGUAAACAUUUGAUGCAAUUUAAAAUAAGAUUUUAACAUCAGCUGUGCUAUUAAUUUUAAAUUAAAUUUUAAUUAAAAUACCAAAUGGUUUUAAGUCUAGUCGAACUGCUCAAGCGGACUUAAGGGCUUAUUUAUGAACAUGCGAAAAUACCUCGGAAUUUAAAUAAUUAAACGGCAAUUUUUGUUUUGUAAAGACGAGUUUAAAGUAAAAAUGUGAACUUCCAUAAAAACUAGCGAUCCAAAAAAGAACCGUAGGUAGUGUUACUUUAGAAAAAUAUUUAACACAUAAGUAUGGAGCUUUCACCCACAUCUUAAUGUUAUAAUGCAAGUGAAAUAUGACGUAAUAAUUGAUAUAGGUGCACUACUAUAUAUAUGAUUAUGAUGAUUAUAAUAAGAUACGGGGUCUGAAUGUAAGCACUGUUGCUAUUUAGUCGUUUUUGGUUUUAUUCAACUUAUUGCUAGAUAGGUAUAUUAAAACUUAAUUGUAUGUCAGGCAUAUAUCACUUAAAGGUUUUUUGCAAUAAUCCCAAUGCAAAGUAGUUUGUAGUGACAGAUGACGAACAACAAAUUUUUAUAUUGCGUCUUUCAAGAAAUAUUUCAUUAAAAUGACAAUUUAAAAAUCAAUUCCAACUUCCAAUAUCAAUUUAUUUAUUGACCUGUUUGUAAUAGGCUUUUCCAUUUUUUUAUAAUGAAACUUACAACUUCCAUUUCUUCCAUUUUUUCUUGAUUCUUUAAGGCAUUAUAAAUGUAUUCGUAAUAUUCGUAUACCUAGUUAAGUAAGAAUUUUUCUGUUACCUAUUUCUUGGAAAGUGCAAUCUGUGUGUGCUUUUAAUUUAAUAAAAUAUUAGUCAGUAAUUUUAAAAUACCUAUCGUACACAAAUAUACAAUAUUCUGCAAUCUGCAUGUUUAUCAGGUAUGUAAAAUGCACUGGAAAAUGUACCUUAUAAGCUAAGACACUCGGUGCUAAUUCUACUGUAGUUUUAAUAAACAUUCCGCACUGAA